AUGCGUCCUACUGCAGCUCUGCGCAUGCAGGCCACCCGCAUCCUGCGCGCUGGCCACGGCCCUGACCCAAAGAAUGGAGUAUACAUGGGCUCAUGGGGAAACCUAGGCUCUCCGGCACAAAAGAACAUUGUCACAUAUGCCCUUUCACCCAACCGACAGAAUCCAACGUCCACCCUGAUCCCCGACGCCAUCUUUAAUACUUUUCGCCGAACACGCAAUCAGGUUCUAUACUGGGUUCCUCCCUUGUUGGUCGCGUAUCUCGCUAUGGACUGGGCUACCGAGAGGAACGAAUACCUUAACUCGAAACCAGGACGAGCGGAGUUCGGAGAGUCAUAG
Molecule: messenger RNA, 336 nt
Organism: Cladophialophora psammophila CBS 110553
Lineage: Eukaryota; Fungi; Ascomycota; Eurotiomycetes; Chaetothyriales; Herpotrichiellaceae
Product: ubiquinol-cytochrome c reductase subunit 8
Exons: 4
Coding region: 1-336 (111 amino acids)
Biological process (GO): mitochondrial electron transport, ubiquinol to cytochrome c
Source: RefSeq, a predicted model, not a curated record